AUGGCUAUGAACAAGAUUCCUGGCCACAAUAUCUAUGUUGGCGGGGUAUUAUCACUCAAGAACCACGCGGCGUUGACUAGAGCGAAUAUCACCCAUAUUGUUUCUGUGCUACGACUACAGCAAGCAGACGAACUGUUGGCGCCUUAUCAACGCCACUGCAUUGAAGUUGACGAUGUAGACGAUGAGAAUUUGCUGGAGCAUUUCCCCGCUGCUGUCAAGUUCAUUCAGUCGGGACUCGACAGCGGUGGCGCUGUACUUGUGCAUUGUGCGAUGGGGAAGUCACGCUCUGCAACUGUGUGCAUUGCUUACAUGCUACAUCAGCAGCGUAGUGCGCUGACGCCGCAGUCGGCGCUUGCCAUUAUCAGAGAGAGCCGACCCCUUUGUGAACCCAACGAUGGUUUCAUGGAACAGCUCGAACUCUACCACCAGAUGGGCUGUCCCGAAGACGUUACAAGCCACCCUCUGUAUAGCAGAUGGCUCUACCGUCGCGAGGUGGAAGAAAGUGUAGCAUGCGGGCGGGCGCCGGAAAUGAAUACCGUCCUAUUUGAGGAUGAGCAACCGCACAGGCCCCAGGAAUCCACCGGCCGCACGACGGAGAUUAAAUGUCGUAAGUGCCGACGCAAAUUGGCAACUACGCCGUUCGUUAUUCCCCAUGGCCCCCAGAAACCGGGCGUAUCUCUCGCGAAUACGGAGUGUGCACACAUUUUCCUUCAUCCAUUGACGUGGAUGCGUCCCAGUCUCUUCCCUGACAACGAGUCUGAGGAUUCCGGCGCACCCCUUGGCUCGCCGCCGGCAGAUGCGCCGUUAUCCGGUCGUUUGACCUGCCCGAACAACUCCUGCGGUGCCAACAUUGGAAAGUUCGCCUGGCAGGGUAUGCGGUGCAGCUGCGGCGAGUGGGUGGUUCCCGCUAUCGGCCUGGCGAAAGCCCGAGUAGACAUAUCCGAGCAAGUGAAUACGGCUCGGGGGCCAGCCCAGGCAGCCUUUGGCAUUCGCCUUCCGCCUGGAAUGCGGCCUAAUCCCACUGAUGAGGCCAAUGGGAGGGGGAAUCUCUAA
This is a messenger RNA of Aspergillus homomorphus CBS 101889, 1053 nucleotides long. It is a transcript of the gene dspC, whose product is annotated as dual specificity phosphatase YVH1. Gene Ontology annotation, biological process: protein dephosphorylation. The record is from RefSeq and is a predicted model, not a curated record. Gene Ontology annotation, molecular function: protein tyrosine/serine/threonine phosphatase activity. The coding region runs from base 1 to 1053 and encodes 350 amino acids. The transcript has 4 exons. Gene Ontology annotation, cellular component: nucleus. Lineage: Eukaryota; Fungi; Ascomycota; Eurotiomycetes; Eurotiales; Aspergillaceae.